Molecule: messenger RNA, 3145 nt
Organism: Nothobranchius furzeri (turquoise killifish)
Lineage: Eukaryota; Metazoa; Chordata; Actinopteri; Cyprinodontiformes; Nothobranchiidae
Gene: mief1
Product: mitochondrial elongation factor 1
Biological process (GO): mitochondrion organization; positive regulation of mitochondrial fission
Cellular component (GO): mitochondrial outer membrane
Source: RefSeq, a predicted model, not a curated record
AUGGCGGGGGUGAACGGUGACCGUAAAGGAAAAAAAGAUGACAACGGCCUCGGGACAGCCAUCGACUUCAUGCUCUCCAAUGCUAAGCUGGUGCUGGGGGUGGGUGGGGCGGCCAUGCUCGGCAUUGCGACGCUGGCUAUGAAACGAAUGUAUGACCGCGCCAUGAGCGCCCCCACCAGCCCCACCAAGAUGGAGAAAACUGGGAAGAGGAGCUGGGAGGAGCCUGCCUGGAUGGGGUCAUCCCCACGAGUACUGAACCACGACAUGAAGUUCACGGUCAGCAGGUCCCUCCAGUCGCUGCCCACUUCCUCACAUUCCUUUGAACCAGAUGGUCUGAGGAGAGCUGUGGGUCGCUCUGCCGCGGGACGAGGCGGCUCCGCCCAGUCCGACCUGCUGCGGGCUCGGAUGCGUCUCUCCCUGCAGGAACGCCUGUGGGACUUCUACCGGAACCGGGUCAACAUCUCUGCCGAGGAGCAGGCUCUGGCCAGGAAGGCGGCUCUGGACAUCUGCGCCGAGCUCAGGGUGUUUCUUCACGCCAAACUCCCGGACAUGCCGCUGCGGGAGAUGUACCUGAGUGGAAGUCUGUACGACGACCUGCAGGUGGUGACGGCGGACCACGCCCAGCUGAUGGUGCCUCUGGUCCUGGAGAAGAACCUGUGGUCGUCCAUUCCCGGGGAGGACACCAUCAUGAACGUUCCUGGGUUCUGGCUCGUCCGCAGGGAGAACCUGGAAUAUUUCCCAAGGAACAGCAGCUACUGGGACCGCUGCAUGGUGGGGGGUUACCUCUCCCCUAAAUCGCUCCUUGAGGUUUUCGACAAGCUGGUCUCCGGCUCCAUCAACUGGCCGGCCAUCGGGAGCGUCCUGGAUUACAUCAUCCGUCCCGUGGUUCCCUCUGAGACCCUGACCCUUGAGGUCCAGUAUGAGGCAAACCGGAGGCUUUAUGUGGACUUCCUGCCUUUGCUCGUGAUGGAAGACGGAACGUCGCUCAUCGCCAAACCGCACCGGCUCGCUGCGGAGCGCCACGAGAACCUGUGGCGGCAGAGCUUCCGCGUGGGUGAGACGGCGCGCCUCAGGGCACUGGAUCAGGAGGACGGCGGCUGCCGGUGCACCUGCCUGAAGGUGGCCAAGGCCGUAUGCAAGCUGGACCCCGCCCUGAACCGACUCAACUCCAGCCAGCUCACCAACGCCAUCCUGCUGCUGAGCCAAAAGGAAGGAGACUGGACGCAGGACGCGCUGGCUGACCGCUUCCUGCAGCUGCUGCGAGCUCUGGUGGAACACCUGGAGGCCGGGAGGCUGCCCUGCGCCCUCGCUCCUAAAGUCAAUCUGUUCUGCGAGCUGACCGAACAGGAAGUGGACGAACUGGGCUACACGCUCUACUGCGCCCUCUCAGAUCCCGAAGGGCUUCUCAGAACCGCAGAACCACACCUCCCCUAACAGGAAACCGGCGCUGAGACGGAAGCGUCGGGUUAAACAUUCAUCAGAAACAAAAACGCUGCAUGAGACGGGUCUCGUGUCGGGCCGGUCUGACUCUUCACAUCACAGCUGUUCGUAUCCAAACAUCUCAGAGGAGAGCGGAGGGACUUCUCAGAGCCGUUGCAUUAAACCGGACUGAGCAUGCUCAGUGGAGGGCAAACCAAGGCUUCAGAGCAUUUUAGUAACAAGUGUUCCAACGGGUUUGUGUCGCAGCACCAACAGACCAAAACGUGUGUGUGUGUGUGUGUGUGUGUGCCAACAGUACCGAGCUCUGGACCGGACUCAUAAUCCGGGUGGGUCUGCUUCCCCUCCGCCAUCCUUAAAGUUCUCCACUUCUAAAUCGAGUUUCGUUCAUAUUCUGGUCUCUUGGAUCGCGCGUGGGAGACGUGGCGUGUUUCAGGUAGCUGCAGUUGCGCGAGUCACCGUCAUGAGUAAAAAAUAGAAUGAAAUAUAGAACAAAAGAUGGACGACGGGAAACAAUUUUAAAAGAAUAAAAUGUGGAUAAUUGAAACCCCAGCCAAUGAGUAGCCUGACUUAGCCGUGGGGGUCAUGUGACGUCGCACACAGAGGCUCUGUUAUAAACUGGAGGUUUGUGGUUCCGUGUUCCCGUCGGUGCCGUGGAUCAGGAUCACGGGAAGAUCUGACGCUUCUGCUGGAGCUGUUCUGACCCGCUGGGUUGAAGCCGUUGGCGCUUCCUGAACAUCUUUUGUUGUGAAUCUAAGUCUUUAAACCAGUAUCUCACUGGGCUGUAACUGGUGGGGACGGCCUUAGGGCCUUUAUUCUUUACCUGCUCGGAUCCGUUGUCUUGGUGUGGUACGGCAGCACACGAGCGACCUAUCGUCUACGUACCGUACGUUAAGGCAAAUCCUUACAGGAAGUGCUGUAACUCGCCUGAAUCUGAUGGUAGCGGAGCCCCGAGUGCCUCCUGAUUUCCUGUCUCCAUCUUCUCAGUGAGGUUCUGGUUUUAACCCUACGGUCACUAAACCCCAGCAGGAGUCCGCCUUAAACCGCGAUGAACGGAUCGGUGCAGACGCGGCGCUCAGAGGAUCCUCGGUUACACAACAGUAGCUAUUUUAGCCAAAGUGUUCGUUAAAGCGUCUUAAACCAAGCUUGCCGAGUCGUAUUAAGUCAGCUGAAGCGCUGUGGAGCGUGUGUUGUCCAAAAGUAAUCUCAUGGCGGCUUUUCAUUGUCACUGUUAGCCUUAGAGAACGUCUCCUCAUUCCCCACCGCUCUGUUGGUUAAAGCUCAGACAUCUGAGUUGCUAGUGGGUCUAUUUAAAGAAUCAUUCAGAUCAAAGAUGACUAUUUUUGUAUUUAUUCUACAUUUGUAACCAAAAAGGCGUCUAUUUAUUUCCACUGAUGCAGCUGGAUGUGGCUCUGUGGUGACGUGUCCGUCUGAAGCGUCUUCCUUCGCUGAGCGAGUUAAAGCUACUGAAUACGAGAGGGGUCGCCGCGCCACGUUUGCAUCAAAGCCCCAAACGGAUCACUACGCCAACGUGUUCUAGCCGUCACCUUUGACCUUUGGUUGUAAUUAGCUCUGGACUUGAACAGUGUGGCACUUUGUGUAAUUAAAUGUUUAAAUUACUUUCUGUAUGCUUUAUUUUUAUUUUUUGGUUAUUUUUCUUUUACAGGAAAAUGUUUGAAAUCAUUCUAAUAAACAAUCCAUUAAAACA